AUGCCUGGUAUCUGCAUCCUCCAAGACCCGUCACGACAAGCCGAACUCGAGCAAACUGUCACACUCUCAGAUGGCCGUAGUCUCGGCUACGCAGAGUUUGGCUCCUUCGAUGAAGACGCAAUCCCCCUUUUCUUUCUUCAUGGACGUCCUGGCUCCAGGCUCCAUGCCGCGUGGUUCGACGAAGCCGCAUACGACAUGAACGUACGCAUCAUCGCAGUCGACCGUCCAGGUUUCGGCGUUUCCACACAAAAAUACAAUCGCAAGGUCCUUGACUGGCCUGCCGACUUAAGUGAAAUGGCGAAACUACUCGGCAUAAGUCAAUACUACAUUAUUGGAUAUUCUGCUGGAGGUCCCUAUGCUCUUGCAUGUGCUCACGCUUUGCCAAAAUCAGAGCUACUCGGCGUUGGGAUUCUGGCAGGCAUGGGGCCUUAUGAAUCUGCCAUUGCUGGAAAGACAUGGUCUCAGCGUAUGAUCUACAACUUCUCAUACUACAUGCCCCGGUUGGCUCAACGCUUUGUGCACCAGGGAUUCAUCGACUUCGAAGAGGGUAAAGACCAAGACAAGAUGAUAGACACGUUCAUGAAGAACAUACCACUUGCUGAUCAGGAAUUUCUCUGUGGGAGCCCCGAAAUUGCUCCUAUUUUUCCUAUAUCUGUCCAGCAGACCUUCUCACAAGGUUUCGAGACUUACAUUAUCGAGAAAGCCAUGUUAUCGUCAGACUGGGGAUUCGAGCUAGAGGAUAUCCAAGACCAGAACAUUGUCCUAUGGAAUGGUACAGAGGAUAAGAAUGUACCUUUGUUCAUGGGGCACUAUCUUAAUGAACAUCUCCCAAGUUCAGAAUUGAAGAUAUAUGAAGGAGAUACGCACUAUACGAUCAAUAUGCAUGCUGAAGAAAUUUUGUGUGAUUUGUUGUCAAUUGCUUGA
Messenger RNA from Penicillium angulare, 924 nucleotides. Its product is annotated as alpha/beta hydrolase. The coding region runs from base 1 to 924 and encodes 307 amino acids. The record is from RefSeq and is a predicted model, not a curated record. The transcript has a single exon. Lineage: Eukaryota; Fungi; Ascomycota; Eurotiomycetes; Eurotiales; Aspergillaceae.